UUCCCCUCAUCAUCGGUGGUCAGUCCGAGGUCCCCAGCUGUCGCGAACAGUCAGCUUGACACACGACUGCUCAGCCUACCACGCACACAAACACACAUACAAACACACACACAAAAUCAUAGAUAAGUGCACGAAUAUAGACAUAUGCUCACACCCGAGCCUGAAAUCAGCACAUUUAAAUCACUUUGGAAAUCACCUAAAGAGACAAUAGAAGGGAUCAAGAAAGGGCCCAGACUGUGCGAGUGGUGACACAGAAUCCUGAGGGCCUGAAGUAAGGAGGCAGGUCGGUCGGCUAGUUUGUUAGGCUCAGAUCCACUGAUCGUGCAGUGUCACAAUCAUCGCCAGCAGGUGAAAGACUCAUUCACGGAGAGAUUUACCCACACGCUGGAUUUUGUCAUUUCUUCUCCGAGCUGCGUGAAUUUUGAGAGGUGGCGCAGGACUGACUUUAUCCACCAAACACCAUGGACCAGGAGGAUGACAAAAACUCUGUGGAUAUCCAUGACAAUCCUCCAGCUCCUGACAAUGUAGUGAGAGAGGACGGAGACACUGUCUAUUUCAUAUAUGAGGAGGAGGUGGAGGUGGAGGAGAAGGAACCAGAAACUCCAGAGCCUGUUGUCCGGAUCAACGACAAACCCCACAAGUUCAAGGACCACUACUGCAAGAAACCCAAGUUCUGUGAUGUCUGCGCUCGCAUGAUAGUCUUGAACAACAAAUUUGCUCUGAGGUGUAAAAACUGCAAGACCAACAUCCACCAUUCAUGUCAGUCCUAUGUCGAGUUCCAGAGGUGCUUUGGCAAAAUUCCACCUGGCUUCAGAAGGGCCUACAGUUCCCCUCUGUACAGCAGUGACCAACCAGAUUCAAACAACCCGAACCGGAACGACCCCGUCUUUGACACCCUGCGGGUCGGUGUCAUCAUGGCAAAUAAGGAGCGCAAAAAGAAUGAAAAUGACAAGAAAAAUAUGAUGAUGAUGAUGGAGGAAGAAGAAGAGGAGAACCAACAACCCAAAGAGAAUGAGGAGGGAGGAGAAGGGAAGCCUGAUGAUAAGAAGGAGAAAGGAGGAGACAAAGCAGAUGACAAGAGUAAGGGUACAUUCUCCCAUUCCCACUAUUACCUGGCUCUCUACCGCUUCAAGGCCAUAGAGAAAGAUGACCUCGACUUCCACCCUGGUGAUCGGAUCACAGUACUGGAUGACUCCAAUGAAGAGUGGUGGAGGGGAAAGAUGGGGGAGAAGACAGGCUACUUUCCCACCAACUACCUCAUAAAAGUGCGUGCAUCGGAAAGAGUUUUCAAGGUGACACGCUCCUUUGUAGGGAACAGAGAGAUGGGACAAAUCACACUGAAGAAAGAUCAGAUUGUGGUGAAGAAAGGAGAUGAGAAAGGUGGCUACUUGAAGGUCAGCACUGGACGCAAGCUGGGCUACUUCCCUGCUGAUCUGCUGGAAGAGAUCACUGUGACAUAAAAAACCUCGACAUGCAAUGAAAGAGCCUGCAAAACACUUUGAAUAUCAGCACAAAUUGGAGACGUCACUGUUCGGGAGAUCCAUCCUCGAUCUUUCAGCAAUUUUCCAUAUUUGUUACCUAAAAAUGAUUGUGUCUGUCACAGCAGAAAUGUAUUUGCUGUGAUGUAUUUGAGCCUUUGACACAAAGUGAAGCAUGAGAAAGGAGAGAUUAAUUAUUUGAUAGUUUGGAAAACAGUUUAAUUAAUAUGUACAUUAAUAAGUUGGUAAGAGACAAUCAGGUGAUGUUUGUGGCCUUGUUGUGAAUAGCACGGUAAUACAAAUGGUCAGACGCUUUAAGUUACUACCUGCUGAUUAUAGCUAGCAUUGAGGAGAGGUAGAGAAAACCUGGAGAGUCUUGCAAAAGGUCAUAAAUCAAUUCAAUAAUUGAUAUGAAGGUAAAAGGUUUAAGACAAGCAUCAAUAUAUUUCUAAAUCAAUUUGACAAUACAGUUUUUAAAGUAAAUAGACAAUGGGAGCUCCUGUUACAUCUCACAGCAGAUUAGUAAAAUUUGGCCAUAACAAAACAUCUGAGUGCCAGAUAAAUGGUUUUAAGAGUUGGCAAAUAGGAAACUGAUAGUAAAUGAAAAUGCAAACAUAAAGAACCCCACAUUGAACUUUUAUAUUGUUAAAAACAUGAAUUUAGCUAUUUAUUCCCAUUUAAUGUUACUGUUAAAAAAUAUCUAAUGAGUGUUUGUUACCAUUGGCAAGGCUCCUAGGUCCUUUAUUGUUACAUAAAUAGAGGCUUCAAAUCCAUUUCAACAUGUACAUAGCUUUAUAUUAACAAAGAAAGUAAACAGUGCAAAGAACAUUUCCUAGAUUGGGCUUGUACAUAAUUUCACUUGUGACCCUGACAAUAACUGAAGAAAAGCUACAUGAACUUUUUCUUUGUAAAAACACAGCAAUACUGCUCAAAAUGGGUUCAAAUGUUUGCACUAAUUACUGCUGAUAAAAUCUGACGUAUGCUUGAAGUCUAAAUGUUUUAAAUAUUAAACCUGAAGUGCACUUAAAAACUCCCUGUGAAACAAUAUUGUAUUCAAAACAAUAAAAGAGACAGAGAUGUAGA
Messenger RNA from Siniperca chuatsi (mandarin fish), 2561 nucleotides. It is a transcript of the gene stac3, whose product is annotated as SH3 and cysteine rich domain 3. Bases 462 to 1460 code for a protein of 332 amino acids. The transcript has 13 exons. Gene Ontology annotation, biological process: skeletal muscle contraction; positive regulation of protein localization to plasma membrane; positive regulation of voltage-gated calcium channel activity. The record is from RefSeq and is a predicted model, not a curated record. Gene Ontology annotation, molecular function: protein binding. Lineage: Eukaryota; Metazoa; Chordata; Actinopteri; Centrarchiformes; Sinipercidae. Gene Ontology annotation, cellular component: extrinsic component of cytoplasmic side of plasma membrane.